AUGCCAUUAAUUUCUUUCCAACUACCGAGUUUGUCAUCUUCCUCUUCCUUUCGCCGGAGUGCCAUUGAUGACUUUCACAUUCUUCAAUAUUAUCCUACGCGAAAAAAAUUUGCUUUGCUUAGCUUUGUCUUCUUUUCAUUUGGGUUUAAGGGUCGAAUUUGGGGUUUGUGUUUCCUAAAAGGACCGAGUACGAUAGAGGUCAACACUUUCUCCCCUGAAGGUCGGCUAUUUCAAGUCGAGUACGCCAUUGAAGCUAUCAAGACAUUUGAUGCCUAUGUGAUCGGGAGAGAUGAUGCUCCAGGGAUUGUUGUGCUUCAUGAAUGGUGGGGCGUUGAUUUUGAGAUCAAGAAUCAAGCCCAGAUGAUUUUGAGGUUUGAUAAGGGCUACAAAGCAUUGAUGCCAGACUUGUACAGAGGGAAGGUUGGUCUAGACGCUGCUGAAGCCCAACACUUGAUGGAAGGUCUUGACUGGAAAGGCGCGGUGAAGGAUAUUGAAGCCUCUGUCAACAGGCUACGUUUUAACAUAGUGAAUAUUAUGUAUGAUGAGAUUUAA
Molecule: messenger RNA, 552 nt
Organism: Striga asiatica
Lineage: Eukaryota; Viridiplantae; Streptophyta; Magnoliopsida; Lamiales; Orobanchaceae
Source: the annotation of a GenBank genome assembly